AUGUCAUUUAUCGUACGAUGUUUUCAAGAUGCAUUUUUAAGUCAAAAUUAUAACCUUACUGGUUGUGAAAAUUUAGCCAACUGGGCGGAAUUUUUACUAAGAAAAGGAAUGUGGGUAUCUGUUUUUGUGUUUAUCUCAUCUAUUUCAAUAGUUAUAUGCGAAGAUCAGAAUUUAUUUAAACUACAAGAAAAAUAUAAAAAGGCUAAAAAUAUUGAAUCACAAGUUGACCGUAGUCCUAAAAAUUGGUAUUAUGUAGUGUAUUUUGUUACGGGAGUUUGUUCAAGUUUAUAUUUUAUACUUCACUGUUUUUUUGGAUUUAAUUUCUAA
Molecule: messenger RNA, 327 nt
Organism: Vairimorpha ceranae
Lineage: Eukaryota; Fungi; Microsporidia; Nosematidae
Exons: 1
Coding region: 1-327 (108 amino acids)
Source: RefSeq, a predicted model, not a curated record